GUUUGUGUCUGGAGCUGUAGUGGAAAGUGGGCUUAUUGCGAAGGAAUUUUCUUAGGAUGAGAGGUGAUCUCCUGCUUUUAUUUUGGAUGCGCGCCCAGCUUUAACCCCUUCAGCCUUCCGCCAGAUCCGUGGACAGCCUGUCUCUCUCCGGCGAUUCUCAGAUUUCCGAGGACCCCGGACGGGAACCCUUGGCAGUUCUCUCUCGGGCAGAGCAGAGAACGUUUUCCUUUCCAAGUGCAUAAGCCACACGGGCACAGACGCACACGCGCACACACGCACCCCCUCCCCCCGCCCCCGCGGAGCCGGACCUCGCCCUCCGCGGCGGCCCUGCCCGCUCCCCUCCUGCCCUCCGCAUCCUCGGCCCGGCGUCCCUCGGACCAGCAUGGAGGUGCUGGAGAGCGGGGAGCAGAGCGUCCUGCAGUGGGACCGCAAGCUGAGCGAGCUGUCAGAGCCCGGGGAAACCGAGGCUCUCAUGUACCACACGCACUUCUCAGAACUUCUGGAUGAGUUUUCCCAGAACGUCUUGGGUCAGCUCCUUAACGACCCUUUCCUCUCGGAGAAGAGCGCGUCGAUGGAGGUGGAGCCGUCCCCAACGUCCCCGGCGCCUCUCAUCCAGGCUGAGCACAGCUACUCCCUGUGUGAGGAGCCUCGGGCCCAGUCACCGUUCACCCACGUUACCACCGGUGACAGCUUCAAUGACGAUGAAGUGGAAAGUGAGAAAUGGUAUCUGUCUACAGACUUUCCAUCCACGACCAUCAAGACAGAGCCAAUUACAGAGGAGCCGCCCCCAGGACUUGUUCCCUCUGUCACUCUGACCAUCACGGCCAUCUCCACCCCUUUUGAAAAGGAGGAGCCCCCGCUGGAACUGAAUACUGGGGUGGAUUCCUCAUGCCAGACAAUUAUUCCUAAGAUUAAGCUGGAGCCUCAUGAAGUGGAUCAGUUCCUAAACUUCUCUCCCAAAGAAGCCUCCGUGGAACACCUGCACUUACCUCCCACCCCUCCCAGCAGCCACAGCAGUGACUCAGAGGGCAGCCUGAGCCCCAACCCCCGCCUGCACCCCUUCGGCCUGCCUCAGACCCACAGCCCCGCCAGAGCCGCGCCCCGGGCCCCCUCCGCCCUGUCCAGCUCUCCCCUCCUCACAGCGCCUCACAAACUUCAAGGAUCAGGCCCACUAGUCCUGACAGAAGAGGAGAAGAGGACCCUGAUCGCCGAGGGCUAUCCCAUCCCCACCAAGUUGCCUCUAACAAAAUCGGAGGAGAAGGCUCUGAAGAAAAUUCGGAGGAAAAUCAAGAACAAGAUUUCUGCCCAGGAAAGUAGGAGAAAGAAGAAAGAAUACAUGGACAGCUUGGAGAAAAAGGUGGAGUCUUGUUCAACUGAGAACUUGGAGCUUCGGAAGAAGGUAGAGGUUCUGGAGAACACCAACAGAACUCUCCUGCAGCAACUACAGAAGCUUCAGACAUUGGUGAUGGGCAAAGUUUCACGCACCUGCAAGUUGGCGGGCACGCAGACCGGCACGUGCCUCAUGGUGGUCGUGCUGUGCUUUGCUGUUGCAUUUGGCAGCUUCUUUCAGGGCUAUGGGCCCUAUCCGGCUGCUACCAAGAUGGCUCUGCCCAGCCAGCGUUCCACGCAGGAGCCGUAUACAGCCUCUGUCGUGAGAUCCAGGAAUCUGCUCAUCUACGAGGAACAUUCUCCCCUGGAGGAGCCAUCCAGCCCAGCCUCGGCGGGGGAACUUGGGCCUUGGGACAGAGGCUCCUCUCUGCUCAGGGCCUCGGGGUUGGAUCCCAGGCCAGAAGUGGAUCUUCCCCAUUUCAUUGUCUCAAAUGAGAGCAGCCUGGAGAAAUCCGUGCUACUGGAGUUACAGCAGCACUUGGUCAGCACCAAACUGGAGGGGAAUGAGACACUAAAAGUUGUAGAACUCGACAGAAGAGUGAACGCCACCUUCUAAAGAGCCCGUCUUCACCUCCUUCUUUCACUUCACUCUCCUUUUACAUCUCCCAACCCCCUUUGUCAUAAGCUUUUCCUUUCUGCCUUUGAUCUGGAUGAAGACAUGGGCGAGCAGUCAUGGCUUUGGAUGGGAGGACAGCUUGGGAUUUCCACCUAUGGUGAGAAAGCGCCUUCCCCUCUCUCCCCCUUGAAGAUGGGAGCCUGGCAUCCCUCCCUGCCUCUUGCUUGCUGCCACAGGACAUUUUUCUAGGACUGGGGCUGGGACAAGCAGGCUUGUUUCUACCAAUAGCGCCAAAAAGAGACCGCCUGUUUCUCACUCUGGGGUGUGACCACCUCUCUGAAGAAGAGAUGAUGCUUCCUGUUUGAGACCCCAGACUCUAGCCACAAAAAUACCAGGAUGACUGUUGGAAUCUGGCAAAGCGCUGACUGAUGUCCUGCCUUCCUCAGCCUCGGUCGCCGGCGCGUCCACCCCCAAGAGCCCUGGAGGUGCCGGGGCCUUCAGUGAGCACUCCUGCCACUCUGCCCCGUCCGAGCCCUGGCAGAUCGUCCUCCCCGCACUGGAGCGAGGGUGCUCCCCCACACCCCCAUUCUCAGGCCGCAAGUGCAAUGCCUGAAGGACUCAGGCUUUUCUACUCCAGGCAAACCUGCCCCAUCUCGCUGCUUGUAGGACUUCCCCACAUCCCCGUAGGUCUGCCUCCUCGGCUUCUCCUCCCCGUUUGUAAAUAGUAUUUAUUAGCUCACUGAGGCUUCCCGCUAGCAACCACACUGAAGAGAUCUGAUGCCUCCCCCCAAAUGGGCAAAGCCUUGUGUUGGCCUUUGGAGCUAGGAGGGGACCCCAGCUCUGGGAUCCCAAUCCUCCAGAUGGUGGCUUUUAUUACUAUUACUAUUUUCCAAUUUCUUCUUCUGUUUCAUCCCCCUCCCCUUCCUCCUCCUCUUCCAUCUUCCUCUUCCUCCUCUCCUUCCUCCUUCAACUGGAGGCCUAUUGUUAUCAUUGGGAAAUCCCCUUAAGCUUGUGUCGUCCCAUAGGAUGAAGUCAGAGGGAAAGACAGAGCAACACCUUGCUCGGGUCUGUGGCUCUGUGGUCGUGUGCUUUUCCUACCCUGUUCCCAUUAUAGGAGGGAAUCCCUGUCCCCGGCAUCAGACGUUGCGGACACCCUUGCUGGCUUGCCUCUCCACACCUGUGCCCAGCCCCCUUCACCCCACCCCCCUGACUCUUCUGCUGUACCCUCCUCUUCUGCCUCAACACAGAGGGUGGGCCUGAGGCCUGGGGCUGGAGUACGGGACAUUUGUGUCUCCACAGUCUUACCUUCUAUAGUCAGGUUUGGCUACCUUGCAGCUCACCCAAAGAGAUACAACCUAAUCCCCCGAACCCACUUUUAUUUUUGUUUUUAAUGAUUAAAAGUAACUUUUGUAGUUUAAAAUUUUCUUUCCUCUUUCAUACAGAUAAGAAAUGGAAAUUGCCUUUUUAUUGUAUAAUGUAGAAAAUUCCCCAUAAGUCUUUUCCCCUAGCUUGUGAAGGAUAUUGUAUAAGAAAGUUGCUUACAUUUUGUAUUUUAUUUUUAGUAGUAGCUGAAGGGCCUUUAGCUUUACCUCCUCUCUCUCUUUUGCCUACACUGUCAUUGGAACCUGCACUUAUGAGGGAUUAAGCCCAUACCUGGGUCUUAUCAGAUGCAGGAUUUGGUGUCAUUAGCAUUUGCCAUCAUAUCACAUAAGCAGAUCUCUGCUUUGUCUGCCGAGGCACAUCUGGGGCUCCCCGCAAGUGAUAACUCUCUCUCUCUCUCUCUGUCUCUCUGCUGUGGUGGAGAGAGUUCCAGACUGGGACAUGCCAAGUGUGUCUUUUCAGCGAUGUGUGGAAGCUGGAUUAGGGCUGCUGUCUGCAGUCUCACAGCCCGGGCCGUUGGCCAGGGAGAGCAGAGGCCAUCUGAGUCGUUCCGGCAGCGGGGCUGCUGACAUGCCCCCUGCCCCCGCUUCUCUCCUCUCCCUUCCCUCCUUCUCUUCAGCUCUAGAUCUUGCUGGGUCUGGCUGGUGUCGGGUGGAGCCACAGGCUGCUGCGGUCCAUCCCUUUCUUUAAAAUGCCAUGUAAUUAUCAGGCACAGGUAGCCUGGGAGGGAGUGGGGGGCUGAGGGGGAAAAAAGAAUGAACUCCAAUAGUAUUCGAUCGAUGAGAAAGGAAAGGUUUUGCAUUUAAGGGCAGAAGUAUGAGAAUGGGUCAGCCUACCCACAUGCUGCAGUGGAACCAGAUCAGGUUUUGAAGGCUCCUGAGGGAGCCAGGGUAGAAAACCUGUUUUCUGAAUGAGGCGGGAGAUGGGAAGGGCUGGAAAGCUUCCAGCCCCUGCCCUUAGCACCUUGAGGAUUUUAUUUUCUCCCCUACCUGCCUUUGCUUGUCACCCCUCUCUCCAGACCCCCAAACAGUGGGGUGUCCUUUCUGGGAAGCUGUUCUUCUGGAACUGAGCCUGUAUCUAGAGAUCUGAGACCUCAGCUUGGGAGCUCAAAUGGCCAUGUGAAGGGGUUUCAAGAGCCAAGCCUGCUGCUGUUUUGAGAAAAGCCUCUGCCCUUCGCUUUCCAUGUGGGUGGGUAAAGGGAACGAAGCAGUUAUCCCUUUAGGAGGGUCCCAGGGCAUCCAGAGGACACAGAAGAGUCAACUAAUACCAAGUAAUUCACAGAUGUGUGUUGUUUUCUGUCCCGGGGUUAAGGCCAGACAUCAGUGGAUUUGUUUCCCCAUAUGGAGCGAUCCCAUAGCCUAGGCAGUAAUACCUGGUUAGCCUGCCGAUUUCAAGCAGCAGCAGACGCCCCCUUCCAAACUUCGGUUUUCAAAACUCUGACACCGCUGGCGUAAUCAUAAACCAUAAAUAAUAUGGUUUAUUACUCAUAAAUUAUUACUCAUAAAUACAUCAAUUCUCUCUUUCGUCCUGUAAGCAGGGUUCCCUCUUCCCUGUCUUUGAUUACCCUGGUGGAGGAGAUGGCUUGUGCACAUUCAGAGAACAAGCAGUUUUUCACGUGGUGAGACCUGAGUAACCCAGACCCCCUGGCUUGGUCCUUUCCACACGGCGUUUGACUUUGUGCUUGGAAACGGAUGCUGGAAAUGAAAGGCCUCAGUGCUAGGCUAAGAAAGAGUUCCUGUGAAGUAUUAGGAGUCCAGAGCCUCGGUUGCUGAACUAGGUCGUUCCUUUUGCGUGGGGAGUGGGGGUAAGCUUCGACACCGGCGUAGGCAAAAUUAGAUAACCUUUUUUGCUACUGGAAAUGACUUUGACUCGGAGAACUCAGUUGUCGAUUAUGAAGCCAGCUUUUAGCUCAACAUACUUACAGACCAACUAUAAUUACCAUGUUAUUUUUCUUCCUAAAUCUCUCCACUUAGCCUGAAUGCCAAAAGAGGGUGGUGACUCUCACGUGCCCAUAGAUCAGGAGUGUUGAAUUGAUUCAUCUUUAUGCUGACAGUGAGACAAUGUCCAGGAUUUUGGCCACAUGUGUUUUAUUAAAAUUUUUCGGCCCUUCACGGCUCCUUUCUUCCAUGUCCUCAGACCAAGCAAAACCACAGGGAGAGAAUCAGAGGAAUCAGGGACCUUUUGGGGCCCGCUCACUGAACACGUACACCGUAUGGGGUGUGUAUGUGAGCACAGUGCACAAAUGGAGACAUCCCGCUCUUUGCUGAGGAAGCGGGCCAUCCAUGCUGGGCUUGCUGACAUGGGAGCUUGGAGAUGGAGGAGAAGGCCUUGAGCCUCCCCCUCUUGUCUGCAUGAGUCAUUACUUUGGUUCCGUUGCAUCCGGUCGUUGCAAAACCUUUAUUAAAGAUGCCGGCUUUCUUGCUUGUGGUGAUGCUGGGUAGGACCGUGAAGCCAUUAGCAGGUAGUGCUCUAGUGAGAGCCAUUUCAUUUGAAUGCUUCUCAGCUGAGACGGUUAGGAGACAUGUGAUGGCAUGAGCCCCUGUGGGAGGGCAGUUACCGGAGAGAUGCGAGGCUGCGAAGGAGCCAGAGACAGAGUUCAGGCUUCCCACUCAGCCAGUCAGUCACUCCUAGGACCUUUCAGUGUUAUUGAGGCCAAGUGCUGUCUGGAGCUAGGGAAUGCUGGGUAGGAGGGCGCUGGGACAAUUUCGCCAAUCGGUAGCUCUUCAAAAGACAAAAGCACUGGGUCUCUCUUUCCUCUUUCUGACACACACACAAAUUUCUACCUUGUUUCAAAUGCUGGUUUGUGCCUUAAAUGUGCCUUAUAUAUGCUCCAGGGUGACUGAGGACUCCCUUGUCCCUGGAGGACUUAACGGAUAGCCUUGUCAUUAACAUGAGUGUUGGAGUGUGGGGAAAGACCUUUUUCCAAAGGCUCAAAAGUGAUUUCCUAGAGGUGCACCGUGAUCAGACACGCACAUCCGGAGAAAAGAAAUAGGGUUUGAUCCAUUAGGAAAAUCCCAUUUUGUAGGGCCGCAAUCACAUCAAAAAAUGGCCAGCCUGGAUUAAAGCUAUGAUAAAUCCUCAGAGCAGAACAUUUUCUCAGGGCCAAGGAACCUGGCCCAUUGGAAGAUUAAUGCUCAAUCUCUCUGUGGCCAGAAAGCCCACACUUAGCACAGGAAACACCUAGGUAUUGUUUUCUUUUGUCAUUUUGGGCCACAUAAUUCAGGAAUGCUUUAUUUUUGUCUUGGUUUUGAGAACAAGAGGAAAUAAUAAUCUUGAGCACUUAUUAAGUGCUGGCUGGGUAUUGUGCUCAAUACAUUCUGGCUUUUAAUUUUCUAAAUAGAGAAAACAGGGCAACUGGUUACCUUGAGAGAGACAAACAGCUAAGUGAUAACGGGAAGUACAGGUGGUGGAUUCGGUUGCGCAGAUUCCUUUCUGUGAACUUUUAAGGUUCUCGGGGCAGGAACCACGGUGUGGGCUCCCUGCGCUGGCCCCACUGUGCAACGUUGCGCCCUUUGCCUCAUGCUGGAGGCAUCCACCAGAUGCGUAUCUGCUGUCUUGUUCAUCCCGUCUUCUGUGAAUUCCAGCCAACAGUCUCCUCUGCAUCCUGGAAAAGAAAACCCCAGCACUUUAAUUCCAUUCCUCGGCCCCUGUCCUUUGCUCACCAGCUAGGUGGAGAACGUGAACUUUUUGCACCAUGGACCCAGGGCCUCCACUUCCUGGAACCUCUCCCUUGCAGAUAAAACAUUUUAUGAGUCUGUGGAAAACACCAGCACUCCAUGACAAAUCAUGAGGGACCCUGUUUAAACAAUGCUGAGCAGACCCUAGACUAUAAUCAACCAUGAGCUUUAAUGUCUAUGCUGACAGGCUGGACUUCACCUCUCUUUUGUAAUACUUCUAUAGACCAGCAGCGUUUAAGUCUAAAUAGAUUGUGAGUCUAUUAUCUGUCAUAUUGUGCUGGGUUUUUUAUGGCUUUUUAUUCUUCAUCAUAGCUAAGCAAAUACCCAAAAUAAAAACGCUUUGUAGGAUACUUGUACUCAGUUUGGGGAAAAACGAAUUGAAAUUGUUAUGCUUUUGUAUUUCCAUUUCUUGCGAAUAAAAAUAUUUUUUCUUAAAUAGUAAAA
Hyaena hyaena (striped hyena) is the source of this 7446-nucleotide messenger RNA. It is a transcript of the gene CREB3L2, whose product is annotated as cAMP responsive element binding protein 3 like 2. The transcript is spliced from 12 exons. NCBI's taxonomy places the organism in Eukaryota, Metazoa, Chordata, Mammalia, Carnivora, Hyaenidae. Gene Ontology annotation, biological process: regulation of transcription by RNA polymerase II. The coding region runs from base 383 to 1945 and encodes 520 amino acids. Gene Ontology annotation, molecular function: cAMP response element binding; DNA-binding transcription factor activity, RNA polymerase II-specific. The record is from RefSeq and is a predicted model, not a curated record.